Molecule: messenger RNA, 1661 nt
Organism: Paramisgurnus dabryanus
Lineage: Eukaryota; Metazoa; Chordata; Actinopteri; Cypriniformes; Cobitidae
Source: RefSeq, a predicted model, not a curated record
AGGCAGUGUUGAAUUAGUUUAACUCUGCAUGAAUGGAAAAGUUUGAGAGACACAACACGAGUUUAUAAUUAUAUCAUAACUAUUUACACAUUUCGAAAGUGAAAGUAUUGUUCAUGUUUAAGAGAGUGAGCGCACUGGAGAAAGAUCAUUGUGAGCUUUAUCCUCCUCAUGGUGAAGACAAACAGAGCUGGAUGAUGGGUGCUGUUAAUGUUGUACUACUGGUCCUGCUGGUUUGGACUUUCACUGCUGUCUGUGAGGAUGAUGAUGAUAUCAUAAUUAGCUGUGAAGUUGUGACUGCACCUGUGGGAGAUGAAAUAAAUCUCGCCUGCAAUGUCUCUUAUCUGAAACAAAACUGCUACACGACCAUGUACAAGUUUACUGAUACAGCAGCAGCUGGUGAUAUCUGUAAAGAGCAGUUCAGCAAGGAUCUCCUUAAACAAGAGAGACGUUUCUCAUGUCCUUACACUGCAGAUAAAGCCAUGACAACAAGAUUCCAAUUCUAUUUACAAAGCACAUGUGGAGGAGAAUACACAUACUUCAGUGUGAACACAACAGAUAUCAAAAUUAACUGUGAAGAUGUGACCGCACCUGUGGGAGAUAAAAUAAAUCUCACCUGCACAGUCUCUUAUCUGAACCAAAUCUGCUACACGACCAUGUACAGGUUUACUGAUACAGCAGCAGCUGGUGAUAUCUGUAAAGAGCAGUUCAGCAAGGAUCUCAGUAAACAAGAGAGCAGAGUUUCAUGUCCUUACACUGCAAAAAAACCCAUGACAACGAAAUUUAAAUUCUAUUUACAAACCACAUGUGGAGCAAAGACAACAUACUUCAGUGUGAACACAUCAGAUUUCAUAAUUAACUGUGAAGAUGUGACUGCAAGUGUGGGAGAUGAAAUAACUCUCAACUGCACAGUCUCUUAUCUGAACAAAAAAUGCUGCGUGAAGAUGUACAAGUUUAUUAAUACAGAAGCAGCUGAUGACCCAACAAUCUGUAGAGAGGAGCUCAGUAGUGAUUCCUGUAAACAAGAGAGCAGAUUUUCAUGUCCUUAUAAAGCCAUGAGAGCAAAAUUAAAAUUCUUUUUGCAAACCAACUGUGGAUUAUACACAAAAUUAUUCACUGUAAAUGAAGCAGGUGCUGUUAAAGUUUUCACAGAUGAACCUCCUGUGCAAACAACAGAUAACACAACGAUUGCUGUCGUCAUUUGUCUCUUGAGCUGUUUCGUCAUUGUGAUCGUGGCAUUGUUUCUCUGGAAGAGACGGAAGACGUCUAGACAUCCACCAGAUUAUAAUAUGGUUGCACGUGAAAAUAACAUCAAUGAACAUUCAGAUAGAGAAGCAUUGUAACAACAGCAUCACAUCAACCUAAUAUUUAUGUUACAGGAUUAUGAGUCUUUGAUUGUAUGAUAUAAAAGGACUAAAGCUCCGUUUUAUAUUUCUGUGAAAUAUGGUUGUUGUUGAUCUGUUUUAUCAGAUUGUAUUGUAUAUACAGCUUAAAUGUAAAAUGACUUAUUAAGAUGCACAGACCAAACUAUGUUUGCUUGUAUUUCUCUAAUUUAUUCAAUGCUUUAUUCUCUGCAUUUGGCGUUGGUAAUAUUAACUUCUGUUUUUGACACUUUCUGUAUCUUUAAACUAAUUUUAAUAAAAUGUACCGAAAUGUUCUCAUGA